Molecule: messenger RNA, 5619 nt
Organism: Tetrahymena thermophila SB210
Lineage: Eukaryota; Ciliophora; Oligohymenophorea; Hymenostomatida; Tetrahymenidae
Exons: 4
Source: RefSeq, a predicted model, not a curated record
AAUUCUCACUAUAUAAUUAAAUAAAAUCAGAUGUUAGUUAUGUAAAAAGAGAUGAAAUAAUAACAAUAGAGUUAAUAGAAAUAGCAGACAACUAACGAAAAAGAUGGAAGCAAAUAAAAUAUUACAAUUAGCAGUACAAAUAUUAAACAGAAUGAUAAAAAAUUUGAUGAAAAAACAAACAUAGAAUACAAAAGAUUGUAUGAUUUGCUAUGUGAAGAGAACUAGGCAAAGUAGAAGAAAUACUUAUAGAUAAAAAACAUUUAUCAAAAUGGGAGUUAUCUAGUUUAAGAGAAGGAGAAAGAUCAUUUGUCUGAAGGACUAAAAUUUAAAGGAAUAAGAGGGCUAGUAAGCACAACAGGUGAAAAGAGUGAAGAUAUAAUUCUUAAGACCAUAUAAUAAAAAAAAGCUGAAUUAGAAGUUAUGGAGAAUUAAAUUUAAGAAUAGAUUAUGUACAAUUAAACAUUAAAUUUUAUGGCAUUAAGAACUGAUUCAAUUUUAAAAGACUAAAGAAAAUUAGUUCUGAAAAUGGAAAAAUUGAAUAAGAUCGUUGACAAGAGAAAUUAGGAUUAUACUUAAAUCCUCAAGGACUACAAAAGCUAAUAACAGCUAACUCAAUUUAAGAUGGCUGAGCAAGUUGCUUAGCUUGUAAAUAAAGAGGAAAUUUACAAAACGAUUGAUUAAAAUAGGAUAAAAGCUUAAAAGAUGUAGAAUGAAGAUAUAUAAAAGAUUAGCUAAGAGUAUGAGCAAAUUGUUAAAUAAAUUACUCUUUAAAAGUAAAAAGUAGAAGAAUAGGUUAAUUAAAUAACAGAAUUAAAUUAAGUUGUUUCUAAGGUAGCUAAUAUGAAAACAAGCUUUCCAUAUACAUUUUAAAGAGGAGAAGCUAUGCUAUAUGUUGUUCAUGUUUUUGAUCAUCCUUUGAUUGAAAAUAUUUUAGGAGAUCUUUUUUAUAUUGGUGGGAAAGAAAAUAAAACCAUAAUCCUCGAUUCAUAUCAAAAGAUUCCUUACUAGAGUUCCAAUACUUCAAAUAAUACUCCUACUUCUAAAAAAUUAAAAGAUGUUUUAUAAAAAUUCAACAAAACAAGUCUUAACUUAAUUGUAAUGCCCCAAGAAGAGAAGAAUCAUAAGAAAUUUGAAUACAAACAUUAGGUGUCUAAUUCAUUUAAUCAUUCUCAAAUAAUUUUGAAAGAUGGUUAAAUUUUUUGUAGAUUGCUGGAUUUAAUCAGUUAAAAAGAAAAAAAAAUGAAUAACUAGUUAGAUAAUUAACAACAAAAUUUAUAAAAAAGUGAAAAAGGCUCGAAUAAAAUGCAUAGACCUUCAAUAUUUAUUAAAAAUAGGAGUUUAGGAUUUAACUCAGAGCUAAUAAGUGGGAAAACUUCUAAAAAAACUUACAAUUACGACUACCAAAGUUAAAUUUAAAAUAAAUUGGAUAUAAACACAAUUGAAGACAAUAUAUUUAGCAUGGUAUUAAAAGCCAAAGAUAAAUUUCUCAGUUUCGCUAGACAAUCAAGAACUUAUUAUUCAGAUGUCGAGUACAGAUUUUUACUGAAGGAUUUAAUUAAGUUAGACUCAAACUCUAAUGGAUACAUGUCUGUUUUAUUAAGUAGGAUAAAGAGAUACGAGAAGGUGCAAAAAGUCAAAAUAGACUAAAAGAUUUGUGAUAUGUUUCAAAAAAUGAGCAAUAAAUUUAUUUAACUAAGAAGCUAUUUAUCUUAAAGAAUAUAAGAAAAAAAUUUAAAGCAAGAAAAAAAUAAGAGGUUAAGAGACAAAUUGUGUUAGCUGAAGAUUUAGCAAUAGAAAAAAUAUAAUAUAUCUGAUGAGAAUUAAUUAGAUAGUAAUUGUUUUCUCAUAUCAAACAUAUAAAACUCAGUAGCUGAUGAAACAGAAGAUGAUUAAAUUUAAGAUAGUAACUUAAAUGAUGAUUUGUUGAAUUCAUAAUAAAUAUCAAAGGAGUAAGAAAUGAGAAAUUUUCGUUUAAUGGAUAAAUCAUUAGUAAUUUAAAAAACUCAAUCGAUUUCACCUUUCUUAAAAGAAAUAGGGAAAUCAAUAUCAACCUCAAAUAUCUUUGAAAGUGAGGUAGAACCAGUUGAGGAAAUACGAUUUUUUAAGGGUCGUGUUAAUAAGUAAUAUCAAACAGAUUUUAAUUCUAUAAACAUUUUAAAUAGUAAGCUUGAUACUUUGAGGUACACGAAUAUCCAUAUGUUUACAGAAAGUAUUAAGACUAACAAUAGUCAUCAUCCUUUUGAGUCAUAGUUUAUAGUACUAGAAAAAACCUUAGGAGUUGUUAAAAGGAUUUUGUAACUAAUGAAUACCUGUCUUUAGUUAGCUUAGGUUGUCAUAUAGAAUGAGGCUGAAUUUUACAGAGAUAUUUCUUAAGCUUCCUAGUAAUUUAGUUGCUUUAACUAUAAAAUGCAAGAAUUUCUCAAAUAGUAAGAAGGAAGAUUUUUUGGCUCCUUUAAGUUUAAUUAAUAAUAUAAAAAGAACUAUACAGGUGGACUUAAUACAUUACUAAAGCAAUUUAAGAUGAUUUUUCCUUCUAACUUAUCAUCAGCUCAAAAAAUGUUUCAUAGCUUAAUUGCACAUGAUGUAGUAGUUAUAAAUUUUUUAGAUAUUGAGUAUGUUGAAAAUGAACUGAAAAAUAUUAAACAACGCUAUGACGAAGAAGUACUUCAGUUUGUUAUGAAGUUUAACGAUGAAUAAGAUUUCAAUUUAGAAAUAUCUUAAACUAAUAAAAAUAAUUCAUGGAAUCCAUAAUCUUUAUUUGACGUGCUUUAGCCAUUGAAAGAUAAAGAAGAUAAAAUUUUAAAUUAUGCAUAAAAAUGCCUAGAGUUUAAGCUGAUGGACAUGAUUUAAGAAUCGAGCAAAUAAAUUAUUGAAAAGGCUCAAUAUUAAUGCCAAUAAACAACAAAAAAUCUAUUUGACUUAUGUUCAGAACUUUAUUUAAUUAUAUUUCAAAUCUUAGUUAAAAGAAAGUAAAUUAUAGAUUAAAUUAAACUCAAAAAAGAAAGGGAGAGUCCAAAUAAUGCUGUAUCAUUUAUUUUUGAUUCAAAAAUCUAUGGUGAAGAAAAGCCAAAAAUUCACAACUUAACUAUUAAAUUACCCAUAGAAAGUAGAAAAUCAUCACAUACAACCUAACACUAAAAUAGGCUAUUUAUGGAAAGGAAGUCUAUUUUAAGAAUAAGUGAAAACGACAGUUAAGCAAAAAAGAAUAUUAUUUCAGUUCUCAGCAAGGCUAUUAAAGAAAAGAAAAAGAUACAAACAGAAAAGGAAAAAUCUCCUUCUAAAAUGAAAAGCGAUAAAUUUUUUGUUAUAAAUGAAGAGGGUCAAAAAGAACAAGGAAGUAGCUUUCAAAUUCAAAAUGCAGAAUCUAAAAAUUUUGAUGAAUAAAAGAAUGAACCAUCAUUUAAAUAAAAAUAAUUUAAAGAAGAAUAUUCUUAAAAAAGCGAUUUGUUAAAAGUUAAUUAGAAUAGCUCAACUCAAUUAGAUAUGUUAGAAAUAUAAUCACCAAUAACAGAAAAAAGGAAACCAUCUAUUUUAAGAUAAUUAGAUAAAAAUUUUAACUUUUAAGAAAAUAUUUUACUUGAUAUUCCGAGAAAGAAAUCAGUUAGUGUAAAUUCUGAUAAAUCACUAGAAAAAAUAAAUACUGAACAGUUCUAAAGUUAAGUAGUAUCUAAAUUUCAUACUAUGGAAAGCGAUCUGCAUCGGAUGAGUUUAAGUUAAGAAAAUAAUUCAGAUAUUUUAUAAGAAAAAUAAAGUUUAUUAUAAUCAUUGAGUCCGAAAAAAGAAAAAUAGAUUUAAAAUCAAUCUUCUGAUUAACUUUUUAGGACAAGCCUUUUCUAUAAUAAUGGAACAACAAACCCAUUUUAGAUUUCUCUUUAUAAAGAUAAAACUAGCUCAAAUAGGUCUUAAGAAGAAUCAAGGAUUUUAAUUAGCUCAUUAGGCUAUUACAAAAAUAAGGAGAAAACAAUUAAUAAAGUGAUUCAAAAAAAGUAAAUUGAAAAUGGAGAAGUUUAUGAUAGUUUUAACUCAUCACUAUUAACAGUGGACCUAAAAACAAAAUAAAAUAUAAUAACAUUAACUCCAAAAAUAAAAAAAAUUAAUGGUUUUACAAAAAAUCAAAUUAUUGAACUUUAAGAUGAUCAAAAUGAUGUAAACUUAUACAAAGAAGCUGUUUUCUUUGAAGAAGAGCGUAAGAAUAUUAAACACAUUAUAUCAGAAGAGAGCAAAAUUUUUUAUCAUUUUAAUCCUACUUCUAAAUCAAUCAAGGAAAUAUCAUCUCCAGAAAAAGUAAAAAAAAUAGAUGAACGUAGUAGCAGGCUAUCUUUCUUAAAUAGUCCUUCGCUUAAAUAAAAGAAUAACUCUCUAAAUAAUUCUUCAAUAAUGAGCUAAUCCAAAUUUAUGAUAAUAAAUAAAUAGUCAAGCUUAUCACCUUCUUAAUUGCCUUCUAUCUUGAAAAAUUUUUCUCCACAAAAUUAGUCAUUAUAAGAUUUGAAGGUUAAAGUUGUUAAAUUCCCAACAGUAAGCAGUAAUAAAAAAGAAGUUUAUUUUAAAGAUUAGCCUUUAACAGAAAAAUAAGCUGAAGAAAAUGCUAAAUAAAAUAUAAUUGAUCCUUUAAGUACUAGUAUACUUCCAUUAAGUGCACGUGAAAAUAGAAAAAGUUUGGUGCCUCCUUAUAAAAUUAAAGAAGGAAGCAGAGAUAAUUUAGUUAAAUAAUAUGCAAACAAAAAUGAAACUAGCUAAAAAUAAAUUAAUAACUAAAAUAUCACCCACCAAUAGCAACAUCAUCAAAACUCAUAAUAGCACAGGGGAAGGUAAAAAUAGAAUUUUUUGGAUAAAAUUUCAAGUAAUAAAGAAAGGCUUUACUAAUAAUUUAAUCCAGAAACACUAUAAGGUGAAGAAUUUGUUUUAGAGUAAUAUAAGAAAGAUUUUUUGCAUUUAGAUUAAGUUUAUAAAGCUACAAUUUAAGCUAAUAAAGAAAAGUUAGAAAAUAUGAAAAAUAAAGUAAAUAGUGACCAUUAAUCAUAAGAAAAUAACAAUAAUGAUAUACUUAAAAAAUAUUAUGAACCUAAAAAGAGAGCAGACCUUUAACAGUUAUUAUCUAACACAGCAAGUAAAUAGUUUACACAAAAGUAAAAAAGUGAAGAGUUUAACAGAGAAACAUCUUCUAGCUCCUUUAAAGAGGAAGGUACUAAUAAGGAUUCGAAAACAAAAAUUAAUAAUGAAUAAAUUUAACAUGAGCAUUUGACUAAUAAAGUAGCUUCUUUCAACAAAAUUAAAAUAAAAUCUAAAACUAACAAAUAAUAAUCAAAUAAAAAACAGAAUAAAAAUGCAGUUGAAAAUAAAACCAAAACAAAAAAGAAAUUCUCUAAAAAAAAAUCAAACAAAUAAAAGUAAUAAAAAAACUAAGAAGCAGAUAAGCUUUAAAGUGAUUAAUAAAAAAGCCAAAAUUCAAUGGAAGAUAGUUCAAGUGAUAUGAAUGAUAGUAAACUUGAUAUUUAUAAUGACUUUGGUACCAGUAGCAAUACAAACAGUAGCACUAGCAGCCUUAGCAAUGUAAGUAUUAAUUAAAACAAAAACGAUGAUUAUCAAAAAAUAAAUGAACUUUUACUACCAAAUUCUUGA